AUGGGAAAAGGCAAAAAUCGUGUGGUAAAACCGGCGCGCCGUGAUAAACCCCCGAAACUGAGGGAAGUGGAGGAGGAGGAGUCUGAAGACGUUGAGGAUUCAGAAGACAUCGACGACGAGGCGACUUCAGAAGCGGGAAGCGACGAAUCCGAGGAUUCAGAUGACUAUGAAUUCCCGUUUCGGCUGGCAAUGUAUGAUUUCAAUCAAUGCGAUCCGAAGAGAUGUUCGGGAAGGAAAUUGAUGAGGGCUCAGCUGAUAAAUGAAGUGAAAUUGGGACAAAGAUUUCCGGGAUUAGUGUUGAGUCCCACUGGAAAGUAUACUUUGGCUCCGAGGGAUAGAGCUUUCGUCGAGCAACACGGACUAUGUGUUGUUGAUUGUUCAUGGAAAGAGGUCGAGAGGACUCCAUUGCAUAAAGUAAAAGCCCCGGAACAUCGUCUCCUACCGUACCUGGUGGCUGCGAACUCUGUGAAUUACGGGAAGCCGUGUCAUUUGACAUGUGCCGAGGCAAUGGCCGCCGGUCUCUAUAUUUUGGGAUACGAAGAGGCGGCGCAUCGAGUGAUGAGACCAUUCUCAUGGGGAGAACAUUUCUUGGAAUUGAAUAGAGAGCUAUUGGAAAUAUAUUCGAAAUGUGAGACAUCUGAAGAAGUGAUCAGAGCACAGAAUGAGUAUUUGGAGAGGAUUGAUAGAGAGAGAGAAUUGGACAACUCAAGACAGAUUGAUCUACCGCCGAGUGAUAGUGAAGAGGACGAGGAUGAAGAGGAGGAGGAGGGGGAGUAA
Caenorhabditis remanei is the source of this 777-nucleotide messenger RNA. RefSeq lists its product as uncharacterized. Gene Ontology annotation, biological process: maturation of SSU-rRNA. The record is from RefSeq and is a predicted model, not a curated record. The transcript is spliced from 2 exons. NCBI's taxonomy places the organism in Eukaryota, Metazoa, Nematoda, Chromadorea, Rhabditida, Rhabditidae. The coding region runs from base 1 to 777 and encodes 258 amino acids. Gene Ontology annotation, molecular function: rRNA small subunit aminocarboxypropyltransferase activity.